Messenger RNA from Amyelois transitella, 2254 nucleotides. Its product is annotated as cathepsin L-like proteinase. The record is from RefSeq and is a predicted model, not a curated record. Gene Ontology annotation, molecular function: cysteine-type endopeptidase activity. The transcript has 13 exons. Bases 10 to 1641 code for a protein of 543 amino acids. NCBI's taxonomy places the organism in Eukaryota, Metazoa, Arthropoda, Insecta, Lepidoptera, Pyralidae. Gene Ontology annotation, cellular component: lysosome.
GCGCGCAAAAUGGGUUUUACUUGGAAUUGUUUGAUAUUAAAUUUAUUGCUUUUCAACUUUUCAUGUACAUAUGUUAUAAUAGGUGAUUACGAUGAGACAGCUCCUGACAUCAUCUGGCCCAGUGAAUACUAUUUUAGAGGACAAACAAUUGAUACUCAUACGGGCAUUGUUCAUCCCUAUAGGAUGUGGUAUAGUGCGGAAUACAAUCGCUCUCGGUAUGAACUUUAUGGUGGGGAAAUAGACAAGUAUUACGUCGCUGAUUCCGAGGAAGAAACGGGAGGCGUUUAUCGUAUACUAACAGUGACAACGGAAGACUUAGAAAACGUGGUAAGAUGCAUGUUCGAGCGAUCGUACGAGGAACAGAUGGACUUCUUGCCUGACACGGACUCCAUGAACAAUACAGACUCCUACGACUUCAACGGGAGAGUUGUCAACGAGUGGAAGAGGGAGAUAGAAGAGGAGGGGGAGUAUCGUCUGGAGGACACUCUUCUUGUGUACCGCACAGAGUACGGGGUCGAUGUGCCUAUCUCAUUUGAACAAAAGAAGUACGAUUUAGAAGCAGGAAGAUUGCUGGAUCACACUAUCACUGAAUAUUAUGACUUUAAGCCGUCAGUUUGUUAUGAUGAUUUGCAGAUCAGCGAAGAAUAUAACUGCGAAGUAGUAGACUUUGGUAAAACUGUAAAUAUGGACUUUCUGCAUCCAUCUUCGAUGUCAGACUUGGAUGUUGCUUUUGAUGCGUACAAAAUAAAACAUAAUAAAGUGUACAAAAAUGGGGAGAGUGAGUUAAGGAAGAUUAUAUUUCACAAAAACUGGAGAUUAGUUCAAGAUCACAAUCGCCAAAACCUGAGGUAUAAACUAGCAAUAAACAAGUUUGCAGAUCGUACUGACGAUGAGUUGAGAUUCUUGACUGGAACUAGACCUUCGGACCCUCACAGCAAGGGCACUCACACUUUCCAUAGUCUGGAGGAAGUGGAUCGGUUCGCAGAUGAGUUGCCAGAUGAGUUCGAUCUCAGGCUGAAAGGCGCUUUGAGACCUAUAAAAGCGCAAGGUGAAUGCGGUUCAUGUUGGGCGUUCACGUCGACAGCCACUGUUGAAGGAGCCAUGUCCUACGGCUUGGGAGGCAGGAGUGUGGAUCUCAGCGAGCAAUCUGUUGUCGACUGCUCUUGGGGGUAUAACAAUUAUGGAUGCAUGGGUGGUACGCUAAAUGACGUGUUCAAAUAUAUCCUGGACCAUGGAAUACCAGCAGACAUUGAGUACGGAGAGUAUAAAGAAUCUGAGGGAACCUGCCACGUCCAAAACCUGACGUCAGUCUUCAAGAUCCGAGGGUUCGGGAAGGUGAACCGCAACAGCGUGGACUCUGUCAAGCUGGCUCUGAUCAAGUACGGCCCCGUAGCUGUCAGCGUCAUGGCUACAUCCAACAUGAAGCUGUAUUCCAGCGGCGUCUUCUAUGACGAAGAGUGUGAAACCGGCAUGGCUAACCACGGCAUGGUCAUAGUGGGUUAUGGGGUCAGAAACGAAGACUCGUACUGGAUCGUGAGGAACUCCUGGGGCGAGGAGUGGGGAGAGGACGGUUACAUCCUAAUGUAUGCCAAAGAUAAUAAUUGUUUCAUUCUCGACGAACCUUAUUAUGUUAUUGUUUAAAAUUAAACGACAAUUAUUGUUGAAAUAAUUAAGUUGUUAAGCUAAGUAAUAAAUAAAACAGUCCUGUCCUUUUUAUUCCCACGCUAAUUCUAAAAGGUAGCCUGAAAGAUAUUGCAUAAAAGCAAAGGCCGCCUUUUUCGUAACUGCUAUUUAAAUUAAUCAGAAAAUUCGCAAUGUAUAAAAGGAACUUUUACCAGAAGAAUUAUGUCGAAACCUCCUUAAAAUCUGUAGUAAGGUUUGAAAGGUUUUUGUUCAGAAACAGACUAAAUAUCACAUACUAUGCAUUGAUUGAUACAAUUGAUGUUACAACAUUACUAUUAGGAUGUGAUAAUUAAGAUCAUCUUGUUAAAAAUCAUGCUUUUAUAAUUACUUCACCAUAAACAUAAUGGGUACUGUUUGGUCUACUAUAUUGUUUAGUCUUUUUAUAAUCUGUAUUUUUGACUGUUUGUGCCACAAUAAAUGAAAAAAAAUAAUGUCUUAAAUCUGAUUAUUUAGAUGUCAAAGUUCAGAUGAUGGUUAUUGAUAUAGAUUAUGAAGACAUUGAUGAUAUGGAUUUGUAUAAUUAGGCCUUAGAUUUAUAAAGGUAUACCUAAGUUAUAUAAAUGUUAAUAAA